This is a messenger RNA of Salarias fasciatus (jewelled blenny), 1381 nucleotides long. RefSeq names its product proline rich 16 (gene prr16). The record is from RefSeq and is a predicted model, not a curated record. Gene Ontology annotation, biological process: positive regulation of translation; positive regulation of cell size. The transcript has 2 exons. Lineage: Eukaryota; Metazoa; Chordata; Actinopteri; Blenniiformes; Blenniidae. The coding region runs from base 379 to 1377 and encodes 332 amino acids.
AGCGCUCUGUCUACGUGAGGGAUAUCCGUGGCGCGUCAUUUUCUGUUGUGGUUGGACAUAGACGCGCAAGGUGCACAGACCUGUGGCCGGGGCGCCUUUUUGUCAAGGCAGUAUGAGACAAGAUUUGGACACAAGCGUUAUUUUUUGCGUUCCGCUCUAUUGCGCAUGCCUGCUGGUAGAUAUUGGAUGGUGCCCGACGCCACUUCGCUCCGUCCUGGCCGUGAUGUAGGAGCCAAAGUGCGGGGAGCGGAGGACUGACACCAAUAAUAAGGAGAAAUCACAAUAAGACAUGCGCUGGCGAAGUGGCGGCGCGCAGCCCGCAGGAUUCCACUCGAGAUCCCUCGUGAAAUAAAAGCCCCCGCGCCACAAAACUGAAGAAUGUCAGGGACACCAAAUGCGGAGGCUGAAGGAGUAGUCUCCAAAGUGAAAGUGAAAAAGGAGAUCAAGACAAUCGUGGAGAAUCUGGAAACCAUUCUUGGGGACCUGAAGGAUGUAGCCAAAGAGCUGAAAGAGGUCGUCCAUGACAUUGACACCCUGACCUGCGACCUGCAGCUGGAGGAGGACGGCCUGACGGACAGCUCCAAGACGGACACGCUCAACUCCAGCUCCAGCUCCACCACCACCACCACCACCGCUUCCAGCCUGGAGAAGAUGAAGCUCUUCCCCGAUGACUGCAUCUUUAAAACGGCCGUGCCCCUCGUCCCGGUUCCCGUCGCUCCCUCUUCGGUCCUAACUGUGCUGAAGAAGCCCCACCCGCCCCUGCCGCCGCCGAGACUCACCCCCCCGAGAGCCGAGGAUCACAACAUAAAGAAUAUGCCUCAUCCGACGUUAGUGUUAUCAGGGAAUAUGUCCAAGGCUAACGGGUCUCUAUUGAAGAACGGUGGGAUUUUCCCACUGAAACAAAACAGGGACUUAUUCUCCUCGACGCCGUGCUUCAUUUCUAACGACAGCGGGAUCCCGGAGUCGGGCCUUGUUCCGACAUUGCCCAGGCCCAUGCCUCUGCUCCGCCACGAAAAGAACAAAUGCCCCAAGGCCCCCGGCAGGGAGCCUCGCGAGCGCGUCCGAUUCAGUGAAAAGGUCCAGUAUCACGGCUACUGCCCGGACUGCGACCUCCAGUAUGACGUGGACGAGACGGAACUGCACUUACAGGCUGAGCUGAGCGACCUGAGGCUCAGCCCGGUGCACUGCUGCUCUUCCUCCUCCCCUCCUCCUCCUCACGUUCUCUCUCAUGAACUGAUGCUGGAGAACGGCGGGCUCUCGGUCAGCCACAGUUUUCCGCCGACGACACACACUCCUCCACCUUGCGUGCCUCCUCACACACCUUCCCUAAAACCCCAGAAAACAAUCUUACGCAAAUCCACCACCACGACAGUUUGACACA